GACAGCCAGCCCGAGACACGACGUCGUCUUUGAAAAUAGCUGCUGGCACAAAAGUCUGCCAUCCUCUUUUGUCUCUACACCGCCGUCUUUUCGACUCCACCUCUCUCUUUCUCUCUCUCCAUCCAGUCAUAUCUAUCCUCCUCCUCCCCCUUCUCGCGCCGUUUCUGACCUCAUCUACCGCUACUACCGUCCAUCUUCCCUCUCUUGUCAUGGCCAGCGAAGCACGGCCGUUUUACGUCCUCAUCACCCUCUUUGCUUUUGUCCACAUCGUCACCCAUCUAUGGCCAAAACAUCACUCGCGACCCCCUGGCGGAAUCGCUGCUCAUCUGUUCAAGCGGGCUGAUCCUGCCGACGGGUCUCAGUGCGAAGAUGUGUGGAGCCAUAGCGACCACUGCGCAUACGUACAAGGAUUUUGCGCUGACUACCAUGCCGGGUUGAUCAACUACCUUCACUUUUACUUUUGCGACCUGAGCGCACUGCACACACUCGCCUGCAUCCUCUUGGCUAUAUGGAUGGUGUUUCUGUUUGCGCUGGUCGGCAUUGCAGCAUCGGAUUUCUUUUGCCCCAACCUCAAUACCAUCGCCAAAAAACUCCAUUUGUCCGAGAGCAUGACAGGUGUAACGUUCCUUGCCUUUGGUAACGCGUCGCCGGACAUCUUUAGCACCUUCUCUGCAUUUGGUGCUGGUAGCGAGACGCUGGCCGUGGGCGAAGUUGUCGGCGCGGCUUCAUUUAUCUCGUCCGUCGUUAUUGGAUCCAUGACCAUCGCGAGGCCCUUUAAAGUGAGCCCUGCGCCGUUCUUCCGGGACACCAUAUUCUUCACAGGUUGCAUUUUAUUCACAUUAUACAUGGUUUUGUCCAAAAGGAUCACAUUUGUCCAGAGUGUGAUCCUUAUCGCGGCCUAUAUCUCCUAUGUCAUAAUCGUCGUGUUCGGUAAUUUGAAGAACGCACGCCUUACCCAACAAUCGCUGGCAGGUCCAGAGGUCGAUGCUACGGUGGAACAGAAUGAUGCUGAAAGUGCUCACUCUUCGAAACGCGACGACGAGAUUGGUUCUAUCGAAAAUGUUCGCGGUCAAAUGGCCCAAGAUCUCGACGCUGGCCUCGAGUCUGAUACCCACAUGAUGGCAAUGUCUCCUCCUUCUAAUAUCGUGGCACCAUUCAAUCCAAGCUACAACUCAAAGUCUUCAGCUAGACGCUGUCCCGCAAUCCUAAUUGAACAGGCUCAACCACCCGUAAGCCUAGUCAUGACACAGAAUAAGCGAAAGGGAUAUAUUGCUGUCCGCAGGGAGAGUGCCGAUGUGAUUCACGUAUUAAAGCCGUCGCAGGGUGACGACCCGAACCACGACCCAAGCUAUACCCAGUUUCAACAGGCCCUGCUCCAUCACUCUUUGAUUCUGCCUGAUCGCAGUGACCCGUCGAACAGACCAAGGAGUCCUAUCUUUCAAGUACCACCAGGCGGGUCUUUCCAAGACAACAUUCCAGUGGUUUCACGCAGACGACGGUGCACAUUAUUCUUCAACGAAUGGUUCAUGCCCGUAUACUUUCCAACACUACUAGCGUGGAAUGAAAAGUCGUGGAUCCUCAAGAUCCUCGCCGUAGGGUCUAUCCCUAUCGUGUUCAUGUUGACCCUGACCUUGCCUGUGGUCAAUAUCUCUGAGGAUAACACGCGAGAUGCUGACAUUCCUCGCGUACAACAUGCCCAAGACGAAUCAAGGUCGUCCGAGGACACAUUAGGCAGCAAUCAGAGCAUCGAAGAAAGAGCGUACAAUGGCUGGUGCCGAGUGGCGACAAUGGUCCAAAUGAUCGCCGCACCAGUCUUCAUCACAGCAGCUAUUACUAGUGCAGCUGGUAAGAGUCCAGUGAUCGUCCUUGCCGCCUUUGGCGUUGGAGUUAUCAUGUCAGUAUUGCUCUUUUUCUUCAGUACGGAAGAGAAGCCGCCUCGAUUCUAUGAGGCCCUGGCGUUCCUCGGUUUUCUGGUGGCCAUGGCAUGGAUUUUUGUCGUAGCGAAUGAAGUCGUUGGGAUUCUACAGGCGUUUGGCAUGAUCUUGGGCAUCAGUGAUGCGAUCCUUGGGCUGACAGUGUUUGCCAUGGGAAAUAGCCUGGGAGAUCUCGUUGCCAAUAUCACAAUCGCGAAGAUGGGUUUCCCUCGCAUGGCGUUCUCGGCCUGCUUUGGCGGCCCCCUUCUUAACAUGCUGCUGGGUGUAGGGAUUAGUGGCACAUAUGUAACUCUGACCACAGGGUCGCCGAUUACCCUAGACGUCUCUCCCACGCUCCUGGUGUCCCUAGGAGGGGUGCUGGUAUCGAUGCUGGGAACGAUGGUGGUGGUGCCGAGAUGCGGAUAUAUGCUGUGUCGGUGGUGGGGCUUCAUCCUGGUGGGUGUGUACGUCGUUUGCAUGGUCACGAACGUUGUCCUCGAGGUCAGGAUGACCGCAGGAUCCUUGCACUGAGCAACCCCUCGUCCUUGUAAACAAAGAUGCUUGUUGCUAUUUGGCUCAACAAAUCAAUCAACCAAAUCAACCGCGGGGUUGUACAUAUAGCCUGCUUCUAGUUUAAAUAAUAAAUAGAAUAGGCCUUAUGGCACUUCGAUCAACCAAA
Gamsiella multidivaricata is the source of this 2592-nucleotide messenger RNA. Its product is annotated as Sodium/calcium exchanger protein-domain-containing protein. The coding region runs from base 210 to 2444 and encodes 744 amino acids. Gene Ontology annotation, biological process: intracellular calcium ion homeostasis; transmembrane transport; monoatomic cation transport. The transcript is spliced from 9 exons. Lineage: Eukaryota; Fungi; Mortierellomycota; Mortierellomycetes; Mortierellales; Mortierellaceae. Gene Ontology annotation, cellular component: membrane. Gene Ontology annotation, molecular function: monoatomic cation transmembrane transporter activity. The record is from RefSeq and is a predicted model, not a curated record.